Messenger RNA from Zophobas morio, 1179 nucleotides. RefSeq names its product zinc finger Y-chromosomal protein 2-like. NCBI's taxonomy places the organism in Eukaryota, Metazoa, Arthropoda, Insecta, Coleoptera, Tenebrionidae. Gene Ontology annotation, biological process: regulation of transcription by RNA polymerase II. The transcript is spliced from 2 exons. Gene Ontology annotation, molecular function: DNA-binding transcription factor activity, RNA polymerase II-specific; RNA polymerase II transcription regulatory region sequence-specific DNA binding. The record is from RefSeq and is a predicted model, not a curated record. Bases 1 to 1179 code for a protein of 392 amino acids.
AUGUUAAAUGGUACAAGUGCCAAAAAUGUUCCUUCAAGACCAGAAGGAAAGGUGGACAACAUGUCAACUUUAGAAUACUGUGAAGCAAUCGCAACACGUGAGAGAUCGUUAUGGAAAAGCGUUCACAAUUGCAAAGUAUGCUCCUAUUCUACAACUUCAUUUUUCUUGAUAGUCAACCACGUGAGACGACACCGUUCAUCUCUGGAGGAAUUUACUUGCGACAACGCCAAAAUUGAAACCUAUUACUGCAAAGACUGCGAUUUUAAAACAGAACUAACAAUUUUGUUCAAACAACACAUUUAUAAACAGCACGGCCUUAAGAGAGAAUGUGAAAAGGAUGUAUCGAGUGAGGAUUUCCGCAUACAAAACUACGUUUGCGAAAAAUGCGACUUUCAAACAAAUCUCUCGUUAAAGUUGCUUCAGCACACUUUAACAUGUACGAGAAAUAAAGAAAAUCUUCAAAAUGUGAAUUUUUCAAAAGAGAGUAUCACAAACAAUUCCGACUUUAAGCAAAUUGACGACAUACAUUGGUAUUACUGCGCUGAAUGUUCCUACAAAACUAAAUUAAAAAAAUAUUUAAAACGUCACAUUAAAAAUAGUCAUGCGAACAAACAGUAUGCAUGCGACAAGUGUCUAUUUAAGACAAGACGUAAAGCCGAUUUAAAAAUCCACAUAAACCGAGUCCAUUUAGAUGAACAAGAUGUUGAAUGGCACAAGUGCCAAAAAUGUUCCUUCAAAACCAGAACAAAAAGUUAUUUAAAACAACACAUAAACAACUUACACUUGAACGACGAGGACGCUAAAUGGUACAAAUGCAACGAGUGUUCUUUCAGAACUAAGCAUAAAACAUCUUUAAAAACACACGUAACUGUAAAACAUCUAGACGAAGAAAAAAUUAGGUGGUACGAAUGUGAAAAUUGUCCAUAUAAGGCUAAGCGUUUGAACUGUUUAAAGAAUCAUGUGAUUUUUCAGCAUUUGGAUGAAGAAAAAGUUAAGUGGUACAAAUGUGCGAACUGUUCAUUUAAAAGUAAAACAAGAACUAAUUUGCAAAGGCAUGUAAACAUCCAUUUGAGGAUCACAUCGUAUUCUUGCGAUUAUUGUCGAUAUAAGACGAAACGCAAGGAUAAUUUAAAGCGUCAUGUAAUUGCCCACCAUUUAGUUCGAACCGAAGUUAAGUGA